Sitophilus oryzae (rice weevil) is the source of this 1117-nucleotide messenger RNA. Its product is annotated as E3 ubiquitin-protein ligase sina-like. The coding region runs from base 141 to 935 and encodes 264 amino acids. Lineage: Eukaryota; Metazoa; Arthropoda; Insecta; Coleoptera; Curculionidae. Gene Ontology annotation, biological process: multicellular organism development; proteasome-mediated ubiquitin-dependent protein catabolic process. The record is from RefSeq and is a predicted model, not a curated record. Gene Ontology annotation, molecular function: ubiquitin conjugating enzyme binding; zinc ion binding; ubiquitin protein ligase activity. The transcript is spliced from 4 exons. Gene Ontology annotation, cellular component: cytoplasm.
CAGUGCAACUCAGCAGUGGUUCACAGAUUUACAACUCGUUUUAUUAUUGUUUUGUUCAAUCUGUCUUCUCUCGGUAAAUUUUCGUUUAUCAAGUAUCGAGUCAACAGGAAGUGUGAAUUUUCGAUUGAAUUUAUUUUAAAAUGGUAGAUAAAGCAGGUCUUCUAGAAUGCGUCAUUUGUCUGGAUCCACUUGAGGCACCAAUCGUGCAAUGCGAGGUGGGUCAUUCCAUCCACCAAGGCUGUUUCACCCGACGUCACAUCACCAUUUGUCCGAAAUGUCGCAGACCGAUGUCAAAUAGGCGCAACAUUGGACUGGAAGAACUUCUGGAAAGCUUAAAAGAUACUAUAAAGCUACCGUGCAGGAACAAAUCGAAGGGAUGCAAGUACGAUCUGACAGGCCAAGAACGAAAUGCUCACGAAAAUGAAUGUAGGUACAGGGAGUUCAAGUGCGAAGGAGCAUCAUACGCUGGCUGGGCCUGUGAUUGGACUGGUGACUACAAGGAUUUAGAAAAUCAUUUUAAGGAUCGCCACAAAUCAAAAACCCUGAUGCAAUACAGAACAGAAUUUAACAUCCCCAUCGACUUCAAAAGCGACUACAAGGACCUACACCUCAUCUCUUUCUUCAACGGUCAAAGCUAUUUUUACUACAAGCACCAAGUGGACGCCUCCAAAAAGAGAAUCUACUGGACGUUCCAGUAUAUCGGGUUUCAGAACAUGGCCAAACACUAUUUUUACGAGUUUGAAGUGUCAAACGGGCCUGUCAGGAAGUUCAAAGUCACCGAGCUAUGUCACAACGACACCGUCGAUGUUAAGGAUAUAUUCGGCAUAGAGAAUUGCGUAGUGAUGUCGUUUAAAGCGGCUAAAAACUUUUUGAAUGAGGAAAAAGAACUUUGCUGUAAGUUUAGGCUAUCCAAAAUUAAGAAUACACCGUCUUAAGUUAUUAUGUUUUUUUUUUCAUGUAAAUUUGAUAUUUUUUAUAAUUUUUAAGUAUAUAUGUCUAAAAAUGUAUAGUUAAAAGUAAUUUUAUGUUUGUGCUUUUCAUGUAGCUACGAGAAAAACGAAAUUUCACAAUAUAUUGUCUGUACAAGGUGUCUCAAAUAAAUGCAUGAAAUAAUAAA